AUGCGGGAAUGGAAUGCUUCUGAAGCAGAGACGGUGGCAGGGAUUAUACCAGAUCCGUCUGAGGAGAAUCUUGUCCAUCACGGCCCCGGAGAAGCAGAUACGGCUGUUGCCGAAAAACGGAGCACUGUUAUCGCUACAUUAUCGGAGGUGUCACCCUUGAGAGAUGAAAUGGAUGUCAACAUGCAAAAUGAAGCUAGCACAAACUGUUGUUCUAGGACCAACAGCAGUCUGCUCUUGACCAUAGGUGCUCCCGAAAUUCCUUCUCUUACGGUUUAUGGAAAGAUAAGAGUGACUAUUACCUUCAUGCUCUUUUUUUCCUCUGCUAUCCUUAAUGGAUCAUUUCUGCUGAAACUUCAAAGGAGUCAGAAAGAGAAAAAGUUGAAAAAAACAUCAAGGAUGAAAACUCUUCUAAAGAAUUUAAUGCUGGCUAAUUUAUUGGAGACUCUUGUGAUCAUGCCCUUGGAUGGAAUUUGGAACCUCACUGUUCAGUGGUAUGCUGGGGACCUGCUUUGUAAAAUCUUCAGCUUCCUUAAACUUUUCAGUAUGUAUGCAGCUGCAUUCAUCGUGGUGGUUAUCAGCCUUGAUCGUUGCAUAGCCAUUACUAUGCCUCUGACAAUGAAGAGCAAGUCUAGUCUUGGAAAGUACAUGCUAGGUUUGGUCUGGUUUCUCAGUAUUGUGUUUGCAACACCACAGUUCUUUAUUUUCAGGGUGAUAUCGAUUGCAGACCACUCUAGUGCAGAUGGAUCUUUUUCUCAGUGUGUCACACAUGGAAGUUUUUCUGAGUGGUGGCAACAGACAGUAUAUAACCUGUUUACCUUCAGCUGCCUCUUCAUCAUUCCUCUGCUCCUCAUGCUGGUGUGCAAUACCAUCACCACAUUUACUAUGACACGGGUGCUUCAUAGAGACAGCACAGGUCUGGAUCUUAACCGAUCUAAGAACAACAUCCCACAAGCUCGUGUAAAGACAUUAAAGAUGACAGUGGCUUUUGCAACUUUGUUUAUUGUCUGCUGGACUCCCUACUAUGUACUGGGGAUUUGGUACUGGUUUGAUCCAAAAAUGAUGAGCAGAGUUUCUGAUCCCGUUAAUCACUUUCUUUAUCUUUUUGGCUUAUUAAACCCCUGUUUGGAUCCAUUGAUUUACAGAUACUUCCAUUGA
Bombina bombina (fire-bellied toad) is the source of this 1155-nucleotide messenger RNA. It is a transcript of the gene GNRHR, whose product is annotated as gonadotropin releasing hormone receptor. Gene Ontology annotation, cellular component: membrane. Gene Ontology annotation, molecular function: peptide binding; gonadotropin-releasing hormone receptor activity. Gene Ontology annotation, biological process: G protein-coupled receptor signaling pathway. Bases 1 to 1155 code for a protein of 384 amino acids. The record is from RefSeq and is a predicted model, not a curated record. Lineage: Eukaryota; Metazoa; Chordata; Amphibia; Anura; Bombinatoridae. The transcript is spliced from 4 exons.